ACUAAAUAAACUUGAAGAUACUGUUGUACUAAUUAAAGGAAAGAUUGAAGAAGUUCUUCUUCCUGUAGAAAAAGUGGAUAUUAUUGUGUCUGAGUGGAUGGGCUAUUUUCUUCUUUUUGAGUCUAUGUUAGAUUCUGUCCUUUAUGCAAAGAACAAAUACUUGGCAAAAGGAGGAUCGGUCUACCCUGACAUUUGCACUAUCAGCCUCGUAGCAGUAAGUGAUGUAAAUAAACAUGCUGAGAGAGUUGCUUUCUGGGAUGAUGUUUAUGGCUUCAACAUGUCCUGCAUGAAGAAAGCAGUUAUUCCAGAAGCUGUCGUGGAAGUUUUGGAUCCGAAGACUCUUAUUUCAGACCCUUGUAGUAUUAAGCAUAUAAAUUGCCAUACAACAUCUAUCUCAGAUUUGGAGUUUUCUUCAGAUUUUGCCCUGAAAAUCACAAAGACGUCCAUGUGCACAGCAAUUGCUGGUUACUUUGAUAUAUAUUUUGAAAAGAAUUGCCACAACAGAGUCAUGUUCUCUACGGGCCCCCAGAGUACCAGAACACACUGGAAGCAAACAGUAUUUCUACUGGAAAAGCCAUUUUCAGUUAAAGCAGGUGAAGCCUUGAAAGGAAAGAUCACAGUUCACAAGAAUAAAAAAGAUCCUCGUUCCCUCAUUGUGACCCUCACCUUGAAUAAUUCAACUCAGACUUAUGGCCUCCAGUGACCAAGCCAUAAGAGCACAGCUAACUUGCAGUUUUUACCAGAGGGUGAGGUGGGUCUGAGGGAGGGAGCAGGCUUUGUGUGGAUGGUGGAACUGGUCAUCUUGACUCUCCUUAGUGCAGCAUGGGAGGAGUGCAAGGCAGUUCAGCUGAGGACAGGGGAGACUGAUCAUACUGCUUCAUAGUGAUCCUGUUCUUAGAUGUCUACUUAGCCAGAUUUAACCAAAUGUAGCCCAUCCCUUGACUUUAGCUAUAUGGAAAAUCAUUUAAAUUGGCUUAUUUCUGGAACAAUGCUAGUCUUUUGGGUUUUUUUAGUAAGUUUUUUACUAUAAAUUUUAAACAAUAAUGAAUUCAUUUUAGAUAAUGUUUUAUUAAACUAGCACAAAAUACAUAUUUUAUUGCUGAUUUCUUGAAGAGGAAUAGUUUUUAAGUAUAUUAUUGGCUGAAUUAUCAGGAUGUAAUAGAGAGCAAGUAUAAGGGACUAAAGCAAGAGCAUCACCUUCUACAAAUCAUAUUUGAAGACAGUUUAGUUGACUGUCCUGUCUAGCAUACCUGUACAUCUCACUUUGUAGUUUCUUCCCACUUCAUGAAUAUUCUUUAGCCAUAGAGUUCCAGUAUUGCCCAGGAAUUCUAAUUUCAAUAAAUUUAUUUUAGGUUUCAUAGAAAUUCUUAAAUAAUGGGAUAAAUGUGUACUUGCACUUACUUACUUACAACUUACCUUUCCCAAACUAGAUUUAUGCACAAAGGUUAAACAUGUAACUGCUAAUAUACUUAUCUCACUCUAAAAUUGUGUCAUUUGUAAUUAUUGCUUAAGUUUGAAAUGAAAAAUAAUAAAAUGCACAAAAUAGCUAUUAACAGUAUUUCAACACAUUAAGGCCCUUUGUACAGUGAAAGACUUGUCUUAAAUACAUUUGAUUAAAACAAUGCAUUUUAAGAAAAUGAGGAGGGCUGUGUACCUAUUUGAAGUUCAACAACAUCAGGAUCUUUGUCAAAAGCAAACAUAGACCAGGCAGCUUAGCAUAAGGGUGAACAGCAGAAGCUCUGCAGUCAGUGCCUAGGAUCUAACCCCGGCUCUAGCUCUUAACCUUCAGUGAAUCUGAGUCAUUCCUUGACCUGUCUCUCUUUCCAUGAAUGCACCCGUUUAUGUUAAUAAUUUCAAGUGUUUAGAUCGGGGCCUGGCACACAGAAAACACUGCGUAAAUGUUAGGCAAGAGCAUCUCGGUCACGAUGCAUUCAAGGACACCUUCCGAAGAAUACAUGACAUCCACAUAUGGUUACUUUGACAGUUAUCAACCCCAUCGGAUAGUAAUUCUUACCCUAGUGCAGGAAUGGGUGAGAAUGUGGCAAUAGAAAAGAUUCAAAAUGACAAAAUCUCUAUCAAAAAGAAAUUAUCUUUUAGUUUUUAUUAGAAGACUGGACCAUUAGCAGUGGGAAAGUAACCCUUCAAAUAAUGGUUUUAAGAUAGUAGUCCUUCAUAAGCAUGAUCUCUUAUUUCCCCUGGAUUAACCAGCCAGUUUGUUUUCACCAGACCAUUACUGAAAAUGUAUAGUGCUGAUAAUAUCUUUAAAGUAUUUUUUGUUUGUUUGAAGAGAGUUUUUGUUGUCCAGGUGCCCUUAGUGAUCCUCCCACCUCAGCCUCCCAAGUAGCUGGGGCUGCAGGCACUUACCACCAAGACUGGCUCCUCAUUUAAAUUUUGUUGUGACUGAUUUCAUGUGCAAAUAUUUAAUAGAUUAGGAUCAUAAAUAAAUGAGGCUCAUAGGAAGAUGGAGUGGAUUUUUUAGGUGGCCAAAACCCCAUCUUUUUAUUGGUUUUUUUUUAAGUAAAAAAUACUUCCUGUUGUGUAAAGAAGUAUUUCUGAAAAAUUACUCCCUUUAAAACCUUCAUUUUCAUGGAAUCUUCACUCAGUGACCCUUGACAUUCUUCUGUUGACCCAGCCAUAGUUAUUAGAUCUGUUCUUUUCAGUUGGCCUACCCACACUGGGAUUUUCUAAUUUGUGUACCUAAGUGUUUUAUGAGAACAUGAACAUCCAAAUGUUAGCUCUCCAAUCAGAAUUUCUGCCAUUAAACUGCUGUGAAAAAUAAGUACUUCAUAGCACUUGACAAUGAUAAAUACGCUGUCCUUUCAUGCUGAGGGCAGAUGAGCAUUUACAU
This is a messenger RNA of Castor canadensis (American beaver), 2848 nucleotides long. RefSeq names its product protein arginine methyltransferase 3 (gene Prmt3). Gene Ontology annotation, cellular component: nucleus. Gene Ontology annotation, biological process: chromatin remodeling; peptidyl-arginine methylation, to asymmetrical-dimethyl arginine. Gene Ontology annotation, molecular function: protein-arginine N-methyltransferase activity; histone methyltransferase activity. The record is from RefSeq and is a predicted model, not a curated record. NCBI's taxonomy places the organism in Eukaryota, Metazoa, Chordata, Mammalia, Rodentia, Castoridae.